Messenger RNA from Cyphomyrmex costatus, 1530 nucleotides. Its product is annotated as putative fatty acyl-CoA reductase CG5065. The transcript is spliced from 7 exons. The record is from RefSeq and is a predicted model, not a curated record. Gene Ontology annotation, biological process: long-chain fatty-acyl-CoA metabolic process. Bases 10 to 1530 code for a protein of 506 amino acids. Gene Ontology annotation, molecular function: alcohol-forming very long-chain fatty acyl-CoA reductase (NADP+) activity. Lineage: Eukaryota; Metazoa; Arthropoda; Insecta; Hymenoptera; Formicidae. Gene Ontology annotation, cellular component: peroxisome.
GACAUCAAAAUGGGUACGGCGAACGCACAAACCAAUUCAGGAUAUGACGAUGCUCACUCGAGGGGAAGUUCGAUCGACGCGUUCUUCACUGAGACAGUGAUUCUUUUAACCGGCGCUACUGGCUUCUUAGGAAAAGCUCUUCUGGAAAAGCUGCUACGUUCGUGUCCCCGUGUGGCCACAAUUUUUGUUUUAAUCCGUCCAAAAAGGGGCCUAUCCGUCGAGCAACGUUUCAAGGAACUACUGAGCAAUCCCGUUUUCGACAGAAUACGAUCAGAAUUUCCGGGCACAUUGAACAAGAUCCUUCCCGUAAAAGGUGACGUGGGUCUGUCAGAGCUAGGGCUGCAACCCGAAGACAGAGAUAUGCUGAUACAGAGAGUUAACAUCGUGUUUCAUAGUGCGGCCACCGUGCGUUUUGAUGAGCCGCUAAAAAUCGCCGUCGAUCUGAAUAUGAUGGGCACCGAUCGUAUGCUGGACUUGUGCAAGCGCAUGACAAAUCUUAUUAGUGUCAUUCACGUCAGCACGGCCUACAGUAAUGCCGAUCGACGGGAAAUUGAAGAAUCGAUAUACAUCACGGAGGUGAAGCCAUACACGGUGAUCGAUAUAUGCGAAAAUUUGAACGACGAGACAUUAGAAAUAAUAGAGAAGAAAUUGAUUGGCAAACAUCCGAAUACGUAUACGUUAACGAAAGGCUUGGCGGAGCAGAUUGUGAUGUCUAAAGGAAGUGGUUUACCAAUCGCUAUUGUACGACCAAGUAUAGUCUGCGCCGCGUACCAAGAACCAUUUCCAGGAUGGAUAGAUAAUACUUGCGGUAUUACAGGUAUAAUGACAGAAAUUGGUAGAGGCACUGUUAGAAGUAUUGUAUGUAACGCAAAUUUAGUGGUAGACGUUGUACCUGUCGAUUUUGUUGUGAAUACAUUGAUUUGCGCAUCUUGGCAUAAUUUUGUACAACAUACUGACACAAUAAGGGUUUACAAUUGUACCAGCAGUACACUACAUCCGAUUACAUGGGGCGAAUUUGGAUAUCUCACGAGGAAACAUGCUUUACAAUCACCAUCAAAGUACGUGAUGUGGUAUCCGGAUUUCACAUUUAGGACAAACAAAUUUAUUCACGCUAUCAUAGUGGCCACGUUGCACUUUUUACCUGCAUUCAUCAUAGACCUUAUAUUAAGGGUCCAAGGUUGUAAACCUAUAAUGAUGAAAAUCACUAAACGAUUUGAACGUGCCGCUAAAACCGGAGAAUUCUUUGCGAUGAACGAGUGGAAAUUUCAUACAGAUAACAUGAUGAAACUGGUAAAAUUUGUAAAAGCAUCGGAAGAAUGUAGCAACUUUAAUGUGGAUAUUAGAAAUGUCGAUUGGGAUGUAUUCUUACAUCAAUAUAUGUUAGGAAUUCGAAAGUAUAUUUUGAAAGACAACCUAGACACGUUAAAUAACGCCCGAAGUCGAUUAUUAAGGUUGUAUUGGAUGCAUAAAUUUACCAAAAUAUUCAGUAUAUUCGUGUUAUUAGGAAUGAUCAGAUGCGCCGGUCGGUGA